Ectocarpus siliculosus is the source of this 1017-nucleotide messenger RNA. The record is from the annotation of a GenBank genome assembly. NCBI's taxonomy places the organism in Eukaryota, Phaeophyceae, Ectocarpales, Ectocarpaceae.
AUGGACGACAAGGCAGAAAAAUGCAAGGGUCGGGAGGAUGGCAGCAAGGAAUGGCCUGAAGUGCUGCGUUCCAGCUUAUUCGAGCCGAAGUCGGUGGCGCAGAUGCAGGGGGAAUACAGGAUUUCUCAGCCAUACCGUCACUUGGUCAUCCCUGAUCUCAUGGACAGCGAGGUUCUGAAGACAGCUUGCGAAGAACUCAAGAGCAACAUGCAGGCCACGCUGAAGGAGACGGACAUUUUCAAGGUGUACCAAACGGGCGAUCUUGCCAACAUGGAUGGUCUUCCGGAGGAAUCGAAACGCCUCCUUCCGUCCCUGUUCGCGAUAAGGGACAGCCUCUACUCGCUCGAGUUCCGCCGGCUGGUGCAAUCCCUGACGGGAUCCGGGCCCUUGAGCGGGCAGCAGAUCGACCUGUCCGCCAACGCUUUCGGCCACACCGGACACCUGCUGUGCCACGAUGAUGUAAUCGGCACCAGGAAGGUUUCUUACAUCCUCUACCUCGUGGACGAAGAUUGGGGGUCUUCGGGAGACAAACCGGACGGUGGGGGCCUGCAGUUGUACCCGCUCGACAAGGAGGGUGUGCCCGGAAUCCCCGCCUUUGCGCCGAGCAAGACCAUACCACCGAGAUGGAACCAGAUGGUUCUCUUCGCCGUCCAGCCCGGGAGGAGCUUUCACGACGUGCAGGAGGUGUACAACGAGAACAAGCCCCGCCUCGCUGUAUCCGGCUGGUUUCACGGUGCCCUCGAGACAGAGAUGACCGAUUGGCCGGGACACACUUUCGAGCCCGCAAAGGGCAAGAGCGACGCCGAAGGCAAUAGCGGGGAGACGGCGGCGUCAACGCUGGAGCAGCUCAAGGGCGCGGCACGGGGAGGGGGGCAGAGCGGCGAUGACGGGAAGGGCGGGGAAGGUGGUUCGUCGACGGGCGACGCCUUCACGGAUGAUUUCGUGGGAACAUAUGGGUACGAAGCGAUGCGUCCCGCGCGGAGUCCACAAAUUGGACACGCGCACAGGCGAGCGUAA